Molecule: messenger RNA, 3744 nt
Organism: Cladocopium goreaui
Lineage: Eukaryota; Dinophyceae; Suessiales; Symbiodiniaceae
Source: the annotation of a GenBank genome assembly
AUCCAUGUUCCGUGCCUUUACCGACACUUUUGCUAGGAAUCAUGAAUGUGAUUUGCUGGACAGCUGGUGGGCAAUUUCCUGACGCCUUGCGGCUUUCUACUCGGGCGCAGCUUGGAACUCAUGUUGGCACGGCUUCAGUUUUUAUGGUUGCUGACAGCCUGCCCCUCAGACGCAUUGGCAAAAAGGUAGAAGCUGCAUUGCAUGUUUCCACCUCUGCGCUCCUGGCUUGGAUGUUUCCAGCGGACAAAAACUAUGGCCGCCAAGCAGAGGGUGCCUUAAGGGCCAUGGCGGGACUGAUGACUGCGAAUGGCUUGGCCCUGCUGAAAAGCAGGGCACGUACACAGCAGGGCCAUCAAGUUGGGAGGCUGCUCACGCCAAAACAACGAUCUGUCUUCUGGCCCGAUUCCUUUCCAGACUAUGGGGUGCGUGAUAAAAGGGUGGCAAUCGACGAGCUUGUGCACUUGCAACUUGUAGCUGUCAGGGCCCCCAAUAUCGGCUUUGAAUGCUAUGGAUCAGACGUGGCAGAUGCUGCUGUUUUAUAUCAAUGGCUGGGUCCAUCUAGGUAUGUCGGGGUGGCAUCAGUGCAACGACGGACUCGCCCCGGCUUACCUGGACCGGCGCAGAGAUUGUGGGAGCAUUGUCUUUUGCAGUUUAGACCAGCGUUGAAGGGAUCACAACUCCGCAAGUACAAGUUGUUCCGACGUGCACCAGCCUGUCAGCAAGGUUUUCUGAUCUGUCGGUGUGGGCCAAGUGCUAUGAUGUUUGCAGCAGAACAAGUCGAGAUUCGCUGCCACCGUCCUCCAGCGAACACAACAAAGCGAAAGAAACUAAAGUGCAAUAAUCUAGCUCGUUCUCGGCCUCCUCGAUCAGGUAGGGGCUAUGUUCCGCACCAUGUUCGCCAGGGUACCUUUGAAGGUAGUUUUGCAGCUGUUCAAUUUGACAGGGCCAAGGCCAGGGUCCUAGAUGCAAUGCGCUUCAAUUCCCUGCGGCUUCAGUACCAAGACGUGGUAAGCAACUUGCAGCUUGACUUCCGGUCGGCAUACAGACACUUUCAACAGACUUGGCUUGCUAAGUCAGGCGCGUUUGGGCCGCUUGACAUACGCAGCCCCAACCACUGGCGAUUGGCGCUGUUGUAUAUUUCCACCUUUGGCUGUAGCCUGCACUGGAGAUCUUUGGACAAGCAUUGGGGGUCUUCAUGUGCGGCCCUGCUCUUAUGGAAGCGAGCCAAAGCCUGGCUCGGACAGAGACGGCGCUCAAUUUUUCAGCAGAAGGUGGACAGCCUCCUACACUCUCGCAGGCUUCCCAGCACAAGGGGGGCAACUAUCACAGUACCACGUCCAUGCUUUGUGCCAGCGGUCAAAAAGGCUAUUAGAACUGCGCUCUCUCAACACCCUCACUGGGAUCCCUUGCUGCGACAGCACGUGCUGCAGAGCACCCGCAUCGUCUUGGGCAAGGAGAUCACGUUUGCAGAUAAGCAGAACUGCGGUGCCAGAUCGCAGGACUUUGAUUGGGGGCCGCUUGCGCAAUGUGAUGACAGCACCCUGGCCGAUGCCAUAUGUGGAAAGGGAUGCAGCCGAGUGGAAUGCAACUGGAAGGUGCCUUUACAGCCGACGCCGCAGGCAGACAUUGCUGCCGUGAAGCGGUCCUUAGCAAACUGGGCAAACAAUUUUGCCUGGCCUGGGACUCACAAGCAGAUCUGUGGUAAGGCAGCAGCCAAACUCAGCUGCAGCAGAAAGUGGCAGGAGCUUCAUGCUGCCUGGCGCAAACAGCGGGCCAGCUAUCUGGCACACACUUGCCAAUUCAGUGGGCCUGGGCUCAUCAUUUGCCCGGACGACAAGGUCAAGCAGUACAAAUGGAAAGCCAGCCGGGCCCUUGCCUUCGUGGUUAGGCAAACUAUUUUCUCCGAUGAAGUCUGGGGGUUGAAGGAUGCCCGAGCUGACAUGGAAAAGAAGAUGGACAGACUAGCUGCCCCACGGCGUGCGGGUCUAUGUGAUCGAUGUGGUGGCCGUUGUCAUCCUUUGCAAGGUAUCACUGCUGAUGCGGGGCAAUUCUUUGAAGCGGUAUCGUCCAAUUCUGCGUGUGAAAAUCUGGGCUCCAUUUUGCGUCUGGCAAAGCAAAAUGGAUUUUCUGCUGUAACAGUUGCUGGACGGCGUACAGUCUUCUUUGGGGGGUGCGUCUAUCGCUCCUUUCAAUCUUGCAAGGUGUUCCACUUCAACGACCUUUUUUGGCUUUUUGCUGCAGCAGUGUCUAUGAAGUAUGCCACACGGGACUUUGGUCGCAGACAGGGGGAAAGAUUUCAUUGGCCAGACCGCUUGUGGAACCAUAUGGUAGCGCGUGGCAGAUACGUCGACGAUGUAUUGUGGGUCAGCCGGGCCCUGUGCAUUGACUGCCUGACUGCAGCGGUCCCAGUGAUGUACACAGUGCCUUUUGAUGUUCAAGCUAUGUCCACUGAUGGCAAACUUACAUGGCUGGACUUUGAGAUUUCUUUGCCGGAAAUGAGGUGGUCAGUGAAGAAAAAGCCCUUUGUCCCUCGUCUCCCUUGGGCAGUCAGCCAGCGUUACGCCUUCUCCAUCAUAUCGGGAAGAGUUUCCCGAUGGCAAGAAAUGAGGCUUCUGCCAGAAGAUUUUGCAGAAGCUUUGGUCGACGUAUUUGCUGCUUUCAAACAAGCGGGCUGGCAAAAAAAGCAUUUGCGGAAGGCAGUGUUCCGUGUAGCACAGCGAAAAGCCGGGGUACUGGAAGGCGCACCACAGUGUGAGGACAAAGUCGUUGAGGAAAUCCGCAAACUUCGUGAUUCCUUGAAACCAUGUGCUACAACGCCCACGACUCCAUCAAAAGUGGGCAACCAGAGCCAAGCCCACCUGACUCCAAAAAGCAAAUCCCACCUGAAAACAUUGUUGUCUUUCAUGCAGAAUGGGGAGCUGCAGCAUUUGGCAGACAUGGCUCAGGCUGUUUCCUGGGAAGAUAUCGAAGAACAGCUGCAGAAUCAGAGUUUGGCCUCUUUGAAAGAGUACCUAGGUACUCGGCUGCCCUCUUCAGAGAUCCCAGCUAGGAAGCCGGCCGCAGUGUCCAAGGUUCUGCAACUCGCAAAGCGCGCUUUGCCUCACUGAAUGCAUGGACAUUGCUCAUGGCUGUUUCUCUACCUUCUUGGAAGCAUGGCAGUGGGUUUCUUGCUGGGGCUUUCAGUCAGCAGCACGCCCAAUCCAGUUGAUUUCUUCGCAUUUCCUCUGCCGCAUGAAGUGCGCAGUUUUUUCAGAUGGUGGGAUGCAUGGUGGACGCUGUCAGUUCGAGAGCGAAAUAUCACUGGCAUGAUUGAUGCGUGGAGUGGCGCUAGCCUGCAGCCUCAGGUGAGCAUAGUGAGCGUGAGCGUGGUUUCUGUUCUAACCUUAGCUUGCCGGGAGUUUGGCUAUCCCGCGGGCUUGGCUGGACUAGUGCAGAGGCGUGGAAGCAGUUUUGGCGGGGCAACCUAAGUUGCAUUUCCAUUAGUAUGCUUGGUGUGCUGUUUUCUUUUUGGUUGCUGUUGGUUGAGAAGGAAACAGUUUUGUAGGGCGAGUGAAGCGUGCAGCAACAGUGCAGCAUGCUGACAUGCCUGCAAAAGCAAACCGUGAUCAAUCAUCAAGUUCAAUGCUUAGUCUUGCAGUAGUCCCACAUUUCUGCUUCAGGGUUUUUCAUAUCCAUAUCCGCCGGCCGAUGAUCCUCGCAUGUUCACUAAGGUCCCACCUUGUAAGGGUGUUAUAUGCUUUCGGG